Messenger RNA from Arabidopsis arenosa, 5419 nucleotides. NCBI's taxonomy places the organism in Eukaryota, Viridiplantae, Streptophyta, Magnoliopsida, Brassicales, Brassicaceae. The record is from the annotation of a GenBank genome assembly.
GCGCACAUUGUACAAAGGAAAGUAACAGUCGCUUUGCAUGAGCCUAAUUCUCAGAUAAACAAAGAUGAGUUUCAACAGAAGUAUUAACGUUUCUCAUGAUGCUGUGGUUGUUAAACCCGAGCGUGGCACUAUGUUUCAGAGCUUCUCACCCAGAAGCCAUGGUUCCAAAGGAUAUUCUCUACCUCAAGAUUCAGAAGAGAAUAGAGGAUCAGUCGGUCAAAGUGCUGGGCAGAGUAGCACUAGUGUGGUUGAUCAGGUCCGGUCGCCAGCUGAUGAUGCUGGUGUCACUUCUUCAUCCACCAUAUGUCCAGCUCCUGUUUGUAGGCAAUUCUGGAAAGCUGGAAACUAUAAUGAUGAAUUGAGUUCAAAGUCUCAGCAGCCAAAUGGAAAAAAUUAUCUUCAUGUGCACCCUAUGUUCCUUCACUCCAAUGCUACUUCACAUAAAUGGGCAUUUGGGGCUGUUGCUGAACUGCUUGACAAUGCUGUUGAUGAGAUCCAAAAUGGGGCCACUUUUGUCAUUGUAGAUAAAACCACAAAUCCAAGGGAUGGUACAACAGCAUUGCUAAUUCAAGAUGAUGGUGGUGGGAUGGAUCCUCAGGCAAUGCGGCAUUGCAUGGGUUUUGGAUUCUCAGAUAAAAAGUCGGAUUCAGCCAUUGGAAGAUAUGGAAAUGGUUUCAAGACCAGCACAAUGAGACUUGGGGCAGAUGUCAUCGUUUUCAGCCGCCAUUCGAAGAACCAAACAUUGACACAAAGUAUCGGGCUUCUUUCUUAUACAUACCUGACACGUACUGGCCAUGAUAGAAUUGUUGUUCCCAUUUUGGAUUACGAGUUUAAGGCAUCUGCUGGCGAGUUCAAGACAUUGCAAGACCGAGAACAUUUUAUAUCCAGUCUCUCCAUUCUACUAGAAUGUUUGAUCAUAACCGUGAAGCCAUCCAUGAUUGUUCUCCAUUUCCGUAAUUCCAUAUUUCUUUUUGAUGGCGUUGGACCACAUGGGACAAAGGUUAUCAUUUAUAAUAUGUGGCUCAACAGUGAUGCUAAAUUGGAAUUAGACUUUGAUUCGGUUGCAGAGGAUAUUCUCAUUGAAGGAAGCAUAAAAAAAUCUGGAUCUAAGAUUGUGAAUGAUCAUAUUGCAAGCCGGUUUUCUUACUCUCUUCGUGUUUACCUAUCCAUCUUAUACUUGCGAAUUCCUGAGACUUUCAAGAUAAUUUUGCGUGGUAAGGUUGUCAAACAUCAUAAUGUUGCUGAUGAUCUCAUGCAUCCGCAGUACAUCUUGUAUAAGCCUCAGGCUGCUGGAUCUGAAGAGGCUGUAGUUGUAACGACGAUUGGAUUUCUGAAAGAAGCUCCCAAAGUAAAUCUUCAUGGUUUCUGCGUUUAUCACAAAAACCGCCUUAUUAUGCCAUUUUGGCAGGUCAUAAGCUAUUCAAGCAGUCGGGGAAGAGGGGUUGUAGGUGUUCUAGAAGCUAAUUUUGUUGAGCCAACCCAUAACAAGCAGGAUUUUGAGAAAACUGUUCUUCUUCAGAAGCUUGAAAACCGUUUGAAGGAAAUGACAGUGGAGUAUUGGAGCUGCCAUUGUGUGUUGAUUGGGUAUCAAGUAAAUAAGAAGCCUCGUCUUCAGAUACCUCAGAAUGUUCAACCUGCCGGUAGACAAGCAUUAAGUCCUCCUCCAGGCUUCCAAGCAGUUUUUCCACAAGGAAAUUCAACAUCUCUCCCUAGAUUUUCAGCUAAGCCAGUGCUGUUGGAAAAAAGGAAAGAACAUCCUGAUUCUGUUGCAAGUGCAGCGUCAAAAAGAAAGGUUGGGAAUGAUGGCUUUACUGUCCCGGGGCAGAAUCGGGUUGAACAGUUUAUUCAUGGAUCUGCAAGUCAGUCACAAGAUAUUGAAACUGUCAAGUUGAUGGAAAAAAACAAGAAUCUCCGAGCAAAAUGUUUGGACCACAAGGUGCGAAGUCAGAACCUUGAAGUCAAGGCCAUGAAUCUUAGGAGUGAGCUCGAGAACGUUAAAAGUGAGUAUGAAAGGUUAAUGGUAGAGCUACAAGCUUUGGAUUUGGUGAAAGGCGAGCACAGAAGAAAUAUGGCGGAGGAUUUCGCUAGAGCGGUCGACGAUGGGCUUAAACUCGCGAAACGGAUUUAUUUCGGCAAAGACCGAGCCGUUGCGGCGCCGAGACCACCAGCUCCGAUGGACAGAUCUUCCACGACGCAGCCUUACCUUCCUACGGCACCUAUGGUUUACGCUGUUAUACCCGACCCGGGAAUUGUGGAUAACCCGGAUUUGCCUAGCUACCAGCCUCACGUGCACGGCAGGUGCGACCCACCGGCUCUGAUUCCUUUGCAGAUGAAUUCGAUUGAGCUUGAGGUUGAUUGUUAUCUCGACACGGCUCUUGUUACCGUCACCGGAUCGUGGCGUGUUCAUUGUGUUAUGGGAAGCAAGAGAUGUGAUUGCCGAAUUGCAAUUCCCAUGGGAGAACAGGGUUCAAUUCUAGGUGUUGAGGUUGAGAUUCCUAGAAAAUCUUACACAACGCAGUUGAUCACAGCCGAAGAUGGAAACGAAUUCGAGAAAACCGCACUACCUGAAACUGGAGGCUUCUUGAAACCAAACAUAUUCACUCUUACAAUACCACAGGUUGAUGGAGGUACCAACCUCUCUAUCAAGAUGACUUGGUCUCAGAAGUUGACAUAUAACGAAGGGCAGUUUUUUCUUGAUAUUCCUUUCAACUUUCCUGAGUAUGUGACUCCUGCGGUAAAGAAAAUCUCAAAGAGAGAAAAGAUAUACUUGAGUGUUAAUGCUGGUACUGGAACUGAAGUUCUCUGUAAAGGAUGCAGUCAUCAACUAAAGGAGAAAUUGCGAAGUGCAGGGAAGUUGAGGUUUGCAUAUGAAGCAGAUGUUUUGAAGUGGUCGAACACAGACUUUAGUUUUUCUUAUACGGCCUCCUCAAGUAAUAUAGUUGGUGGACUUUUCCUUCAAUCUGCGCCUGUUCACGAUGAUGAUCAGAGAGACAUAUUUUCUUUCUAUCUUUUUCCAGGAAAGCAGCAAAAAACUAAGGCAUUUAAGCGAGAGGUGGUAUUUGUUGUUGACAUAAGUAAAAGCAUGAGUGGAAAACCUCUUGAGGAUGUAAACAAUGCGAUAUCCACAGCUCUAUCUAAGCUUAAUCCUGGAGAUUCCUUCAAUAUUAUCACUUUCAGCGAUGAUACUUCUCUGUUUUCGACAUCGAUGGAGUCGGUCACUUCCGAUGCUGUUGAAAGAGGCAUUGAGUGGAUGAACAAGAACUUUGUUGUCGCAGAUGGUACAAACAUGCUCCCUCCCCUAGAGAAGGCUGUGGAAAUGCUUUCGAAUACUCGUGGCUCUAUUCCUAUGAUUUUCUUCGUAACAGAUGGGUCUGUUGAAGAUGAGAGACACAUUUGUGAUGUAAUGAAGAAACAUCUAGCUAGUGCUGGAUCAGUGUGUCCACGGAUACACACUUUUGGGUUAGGUAUAUUCUGUAAUCACUACUUCCUGCAAAUGCUUGCAAAUCUAUCCUGUGGCCAGCACGAAUCAGUUUAUAAUACAGAUCACAUCGAGGAACGAAUGGACAAACUGUUUACAAAGGCUUUAUCUACCAUCCUUGUUAAUAUAACAAUUGAGCCCCUUCAGAGUCUAGAUGAAGUUGAGGUAUACCCUUCGAAUAUUCCGGAUCUGACAUCUGCAAGUCCAUUGAUGAUAUAUGGAAGAUACCGAGGAAAGUUCCCCGAGAAUGUGAUAGCCAAAGGUCUGCUAGGAGAUUUGAGCAGCUUUUCUACAGACUUGACUGUACAAAGUGCAAAAGAUAUGCCUCUUGAUAAAGUAUUUGCAAAGAAUGUGAUUGACUUGCUUACUGCUGAGGCAUGGCUCUCUGAAGAUAAACAGCUAAAAGAGAAGAUUACCAAACUAAGCAUCCAAACUGGCGUACCUUCCGAGUAUACUCGAAUGAUCCAAUUGGAGAACACAGAAGAAUUAAAACCCAGCGAAACUGGCGGAAAGAAAAAGACAACAAGCAAUGGAGAUAAACAGAAGAUGAUAUCAAGAACGAUCCCGCUACAAAGCCUUGGGAUAGGCUUUGGUGAUAAAACAGCCACCAGAGAGAAUGUUCCACCUGGAUUUGGUGAGCAGAAAGCACCUGAUGCUGCUGAGAAGUUCGUCAAGGCUGCUUCGAGCUGUUGUGUCUCCUUGUGCAACAAAUGUUGCUGCAUGUGUUGUGUCCAGUGCUGCUCUAAGCUCAAUGAUCAAUGUGUACUUGUCUUCACACAGCUCUUCACAGCGAUUGCUUGCAUCGCCUGUUUUGAAUGUUGCACAACUGUUUGCUGCGCUGGAGACGAUGGAUAUUUAGUUGGGUUCAAAGAAAGCUUAGCGGAAAGAAGCAUGAGCCUACUUCAGGUUCUUGUGACUCAAGAAUCAUUAGGUCCUCCUUUGAGUAAUGAAGUCCAAGGUUUGCCUCAAGACGAAGAAACCUUCUUAGCCAUCGGAACACUUGGAAACAAUAUCUUCCCUAAGGAACAAGAAGAAGAAGAAACAGAUUCUAGCAAAGAUCUAACUGCGGUUAAUACAGAUGUUACUAUCGGGAAGAAGAGAUCGCUUUCUUUUCUUCUCAAGAAGAUGUUUGUUUGCACAAGUGGCUUCAAAACUCCACCUCCUCUUCUUGAUUUGUCUAGAACAGAUUCAUUGCACAAUACGCGAAUGGAAAAGAUGCUUAGGACAAUACUCAACAAGAAGAUACAUCCACAACGUUCAAAUUCUAUUGCCAAGAAGUACUUGGAGAAUCAUCAUAAGAUUUUAGAUGAAGCUCGUUCAAGUGUUGACGCCAACAAAUGGGUCAAAACUGAUUCUGAAUUUAGAGUUCCAAUGUCUUGGGCUGCUCCUGAUGAUAUCUUCUUCUCCACUUCUCUUGCUGCUUACUUAGACAAGAAACUUCUUGUGUUGCUUCGUGAUGGUAGGAAACUGAUGGGUUUACUUCGGUCCUUUGAUCAAUUUGCUAAUGCUGUUAUAGAAGAAGCUUAUGAAAGAGUCAUCGUGGGUGAUCUCUACUGUGAUAUUCCCUUAGGUCUAUACAUUAUCCGUGGAGAAAAUGUUGUCUUGAUUGGUGAAUUGGACGUUGAAAAAGAAGAGCUUCCUGCUCAAAUGGUUCAGGUUUCAGAAGCAGAGAUAAAAAGGGCUCAGAAAGCAGAGAAAGAAGAAAUGCUUUUGAAGGGUACAAUGCGAAAAAGAAUGGAGUUCCUUGAUCUCGAUUAGGAUAUUUGCUUAUGUGCUGCAGCAUCGUAGAAACUAGAAGACCUGAAGAUGGAGAAUACAGAAGAUCCUUAAAUGUCAUAAUGUUACUUGAUGUGUGUAUGUGUGGAUGACAUUGAUGAAUCCUUGGAACUUAGUGGUUGCAGAUCCUCUGCUCUGUUUAUGGAAUGAAAUUGUUGCGGUACU